This is a messenger RNA of Coccomyxa subellipsoidea C-169, 1806 nucleotides long. RefSeq names its product lysyl-tRNA synthetase. The transcript has 12 exons. The record is from RefSeq and is a predicted model, not a curated record. Bases 1 to 1806 code for a protein of 601 amino acids. Gene Ontology annotation, biological process: lysyl-tRNA aminoacylation. Gene Ontology annotation, molecular function: lysine-tRNA ligase activity; ATP binding; tRNA binding. NCBI's taxonomy places the organism in Eukaryota, Viridiplantae, Chlorophyta, Trebouxiophyceae, Coccomyxaceae. Gene Ontology annotation, cellular component: cytoplasm; cytosol.
AUGGGUGAGGAAUGGGUUCUGCCCGAGAAAUGGAGCGAGGACCUUGUGGACGAGCAAGGCAACAAGAUGAGCAAGAGCGAGUUCAAGAAGAGGCAGAAGGCGGCCUUCCAAGCAAAGGAGAAGGAAAAGAAGAAGGCUCUGGAGGCAGACAAGAAGGCUGAAGCAGCCAAGAACAAGGCAGCAGAUGGGCCGCAACUGGUGAAUGAUGAUGCAGACGACCUGGAUCCCAAUCAGUACUAUGAGCGGAGAGUCAGGACCCUGGCAGCAGCGAAGGCCAGCGGACGGAACCCCUAUCCCCACAAGUUCCAGAUCAGCACGUACCUGCCAGAGUAUGUCGCCAAGUAUAAGGAUCUGGAGCCUGGAAGCCACCAAACAGAGGAGGUUGUCAGCGUCGCAGGCCGGAUCUACAGCAGGAGGUGUCAGGGUAAGCUGGUGUUCUACGACCUGAAGGCAGACGGGGAGAAGAUCCAGGUCAUGGCUGAUGUGGCGACGUCCGGGGAUGACCUGGCGGCCUUUGUCACCCUCCAUAACAGCGUCAAAAUAGGCGACAUUGUGGGCGUCGAGGGCCACCCGGGGAAGUCCAAAAAGGGCGAGCUGUCCAUCUUCCCACGCAGCUUCCAAGUGCUCUCGCCCUGCCUCCACAUGCUACCCCUCAGGCGCCUCGACAACCAGGAGACGAGGUACCGCAAGAGGUACCUGGAUGCGAUUGUGAACCCCUUUGUGCGGGACAUCUUUGUGACCAGGGCGGCCAUUAUCCGCUACAUCCGCCACUUCUUUGACGACAGAGGCUUCCUGGAGGUGGAGACGCCGAUGAUGAACAUGAUCCCGGGCGGCGCGACGGCGCGGCCAUUCAUAACGCACCACCACGACCUGGACAUGCAGCUCUACAUGCGCGUGGCCCCCGAGCUCUACCUCAAGAUGCUGGUAGUGGGAGGCCUGGACCGUGUGUACGAGAUGGGCAAGCAGUUCCGCAACGAGUCCAUCGACAUGACGCACAACCCCGAAUUCACCUCCUGCGAGUUCUACCAGGCGUACGCGGACUACUAUGAUGUGAUGGCGCUGACAGAGGAGCUGGUGAGCGGCCUUGUGAAGAGCGUCACCGGCAGCUUCCAGAUCCAGUACCACUCCAACGGUCCGGAUCAGGACCCGGUGGAGAUUGACUUCACGCCGCCAUACAAGCGGAUACCCUUCAUGGCGGGGCUGCGAGACGCGAUGGGCCUGCAGGACGACGCACAGUGGCCCCCCAACAACACCCUGCACACCGAGGAGGCCCGCCUCUACUUCCUCAGACUGUGCCAGGAGAGGAAGGUGGAGUGCCCGCCGCCGCAGUCCACAGCGCGGCUGCUGGACAAGCUGGUGGGCGAGUAUGUGGAGAGCCAGUGCCGGCACCCCACCUUCCUCAUCGACCAGCCCCAGAUCAUGUCCCCGCUCGCCAAGGGGCAUCGGUCGGAGCCGGGUUUGACGGAGCGGUUUGAGCUGUUUGUGAACUAUCGGGAGCUGGCCAAUGCCUACACAGAGCUCAACGACCCCAUUGUGCAACGCGAGCGCUUCCAGCAGCAGGCCCAGGCAAAGGCUGGCGGGGAUGACGAAGCGAUGUAUGUGGACGAGAACUUCUGCACAUCGCUGGAAUAUGGCCUGCCGCCCACUGGCGGAUGGGGGAUGGGCAUCGACCGGCUAACCAUGCUGCUCACAGACACCCUCAACAUUAAAGAGGUGCUGUUGUUCCCAGCCAUGAAGCCCGAGGAUCAGAAGCCGUCUGCAUCGGCCACUGCUGCUGUCUCAGCUAUUGCACCGGUGCUGUUCUGA